Messenger RNA from Bacidia gigantensis, 1611 nucleotides. RefSeq lists its product as uncharacterized. The transcript has 2 exons. Gene Ontology annotation, cellular component: membrane. Lineage: Eukaryota; Fungi; Ascomycota; Lecanoromycetes; Lecanorales; Ramalinaceae. The record is from RefSeq and is a predicted model, not a curated record. Bases 1 to 1611 code for a protein of 536 amino acids.
AUGUCGAAGAAAGAGACUAAGACAGGCAUAGGCUUGCGUACUGCUACGGCGAUCUAUCUCAUGGGGCAUGGCCUAGUGGCUGGCCCUAGACGGCUCUUCCGAAACGCCAAUCUCCCAGAACGACUUCGCCGUAUCCAAAGUCAGGCGCCAAAGACGCACGAAAAGCUGACAGAUGCAACAACCGAGCUGGAAGAGCUGGAAGGUCAACUCGUGCAGCUGAGAAGGAGGAAGAACGCUGUGUCAAGAGAUCAUGAAGAGUGGAUAGAAGAAAUAUCAGAUGCGUCAAGUAUACGCGAUUUCCGGCUUCCAGCCGCAACCAACCAACUUUCUGCACCUGAGCUACCUGCUGUCAUCACCGAUAGAUACCUCGCAGACUUUUCAAGAAGGCUGAUGCGAGCCCGACACAAACGGCUACGAUUUGUAGACGAAUGGGAUCGAGUGGUACAGGAAGCUGCUGAUGUCCAAGCCGUAGUCGAUGCGGCAGCGUCAAAGCAGCUUGACUUUGGCAAAGCAUCACCGAGCUCAUCAUGGGUGGAGCGGAUAAGGUUCCUCACGCCAUAUACCAGAUAUUUGCUCCACUCAAAGGUGAUUCCAGGUGUGAGGAUGUUCUUUGGCGCAAUAUUUGCCCUGGCGUCGGUGUGUAUUGUCUGGUCUGAACUGAUCAAGUUUGUUGCGCCACGGCUCUCAAUCAUCAGCUUCACCAUCCUCUCUCACCCUCAGGCAGACACUGCCUCCACUGGUUUCAGAGGCCAAGUGACAGCUGCGCUCUGGCUCAUGUACAUGUCGCUAUGUACCCUCGCGAGCUUCUCCGAUGUCAAGAUCUGGGGCAAUCGGGCUCUCGUACCGCGGAACACCUAUGGAGAAAGCGCCACAUGGUAUUCGUCCCAGGUUGCCAAACUUACAGUACCAUUAGCCUACAACUUCAUCACCUUCCUCCCACCUUCCAUUCACCGCGAGACGACAUUCUACGGCUUCCUUGGCCAGCUCAUCAAUCUCACCCCACUUGGCAAAUGGUUUGACUACUUUUUCCCGAUCUUCAUCCUCUUCCCCGUUUGCGCCACUUUAUUCAACCUUUAUAGUCGAGUACAGCGCAUCUUUGGAUUCGGCAUUAUCGACGAAGACGUCGAGUCGGGUACUUCAGCACUCGGCACCGGAGGUUGGAGAGAAGGCCGCGACUUAAUCAACCGCGAAUUGCAAUCCUCAGCACGACUUGGCCUGGCUUCGCGCAGUGCUACGGACGGCGCAUCAUCGCCUCUUCCACCAGGCAAUCAAAGCCCGCGCCGCAAUACACCAAAUGCCAACCCUAGCAACGCCAACGCCCGUCCAGAGCUCGGCCGGCAAUCAACGGGAGCAAGACAGGCUCAGCGGCUUGCUGACGCUACACUUGCCGCUGAACAAGAAGAUGAAAGUUUCUUCGAAGGAUUUGCGCACCGGGUGAAGAAUACAUUCGACACGAUUGAACGACCGUCGUGGCUCGAUGAGCUAGGUAAACGGCCGAAAUGGAUGGGCGGCGUAGAGGGUAAUCAGGAGAGCUCUGGUCGCGCCGAAAGUGGAAGAGGGUUGGGGAGGUGGUUCGGAGGUAGGGGUGACGAUGGGAGAAUACGAUUAUGA